UAAAAUAAAUUUACAUAUCUCUCUCUAUAUAUUAUAUAUCUAGAGAGUGUACUUUUAAAGAAGGAAAAAAAAAGAGGAACUUUUCAUUUACUUUAUUUUUACAUUAAAAUUAAAAAUCAACAGUUUGUUGGAGCUAUUUUACAUGGGUGAGGAAAAAGAGAACAAAGGGGAGGAGGACAAGAAAGAAGAAGAGAAGAAAGUAGAGGAAAAAAAAGAAGAUGAAAUUCAAGAAAUUGUGCUUAAAGUUGAUAUGCAUUGUGAAGCUUGUGCAAGAAAAGUUGCAAGAUCCCUCAAAGGUUUUCAAGGAGUGGAGGAAGUAAAGGCAGAUUCUAAGGCUAGCAAAGUGGUGAUAAAAGGGAAAAAUGCAGAUCCUCUCAAAGUGUGUGAAAGAAUUCAAAAAAAAAGUGGUAGAAAAGUGGAAUUGAUUUCACCUUUGCCAAAGCCACCAGAAGAAAAUAAAAAAGAAGAAGAAGAAAAGAAAGAGGAGUUGCCAAAAGUAGAAGAGAAGAAAGAUGAGCCUCCUCCAGUCAUAACAGUGAAGAUGACAGUUCAGAUGCAUUGUGAAGCUUGUGCACAAGUACUGCAGAAACGAAUUCGAAAAAUUCAAGGUGUUGAAUCUGUAACGACGGAUCUAGGAAACAAUCAAGUGGUAGUAAAAGGUGUUGUUGAUCCGGAGAAGUUAGCGAACGACGUGUACAAGAGGACAGGGAAGCAAGCUAUAGUAGUGAAGGAAGAAGAAGUAAAAAAGGAAGAAGAGAAGAAAGAAGAAGAGAAAAAAGAAGAAAAGAAAGAAAGUGAAGAAGAAAAAGGCAAAGAGGAGGAUGAUAAGACAACAAUAGAUAUCAAGAAAAAUGAAUAUAUGACUCAAAGGGACUACAUUUUCAUGGAGUAUGCUAAUUACUCCCCUCAAAUUUUCAGUGACGAGAAUCCUAAUGCUUGCUCUAUCAUGUAACCUUUUCGGUUACUCAGUGACAGAACCAGGAAUAUCGUUGCAUUGCAUUGCAUGUAGUGUUGUUAUUGUUCGAUCUUCGAUAUGUUCUAGUCUAGUAUAUGCUAAUAAAGAUUUAUUAAAUUGUCUAUUUGAGAGAUUUUUGUCAACAUCUAUCUAAUAAUUUUGGUGUUUUAGUGCUAUAAGUUGUUGAACAAGAUGUACAUACUUUGAAAGUUUUAAACUUUUUUGCUUAUGAUGUUAA
Messenger RNA from Solanum pennellii, 1193 nucleotides. RefSeq names its product heavy metal-associated isoprenylated plant protein 7-like. NCBI's taxonomy places the organism in Eukaryota, Viridiplantae, Streptophyta, Magnoliopsida, Solanales, Solanaceae. The transcript is spliced from 5 exons. The record is from RefSeq and is a predicted model, not a curated record. The coding region runs from base 143 to 952 and encodes 269 amino acids. Gene Ontology annotation, molecular function: metal ion binding.